Molecule: messenger RNA, 1026 nt
Organism: Stylonychia lemnae
Lineage: Eukaryota; Ciliophora; Spirotrichea; Sporadotrichida; Oxytrichidae
Source: the annotation of a GenBank genome assembly
AUGACAGGUGGAUACACAGGGGACACAAAAUUUAAUCAAAUUAGGGUCUUUAAAGUGGAAAAUUUAUUGGUAAUAGGAUAUUCAAACGAUCAAUCAAUAACAUAAUCUGAUGAUAGUAGUCUUUCGGUUCCAUUUAUGCUGUUAAUAGACAAUAGAGGCUCAAUAUAAUGGUCAGUUAAAGUUGAGUAAGCUUAAAAUUAAUAGUUUGAAGAAAUGAGGAUAUCUUUAGACCAAACUUCUGCUAUUGCUAUUUCAUAUUAACUUGGCUUUAAUUUAUAUGAAUUUGAUAUGUCCUAUGACCAACUUUAGAUUAGCUGGCAUGCUUAGGGUGAUGGAAUGGAUCUGCUAUCAGAUAGAAACAUCGAUGUAUAGUACUGUAAAUCUACAUAAAAUGAUGGCAAAAAUUUGAUUCUCAAAAUAAAAGACGAUUUAGACUCUUAAACUUUAUAUAUUGGCUCUUUUGUAAAUUAAAUGCUCACAUACAAUCAAUAAGUAUCUAAAAUGGCUGUAUGUAAUAAUGCAACACAUGCUCACAUUUAUAUGACAAUGAAGGAGUUCUUUCCUGAUUCUAAAUAAGUAGAAUCGUUUGUUUAGUUUAUUGAGGGUAUUGAUAAUGCUAACAUAUCAGUUAUUUAAUCUAGGACAAUGAGAGCACCAAAUUUUAAUGUUUCAACACAAGAUCACUUCAUCAUUAAAGAUAUGACAAAAGACAAGAAAUUUGAAAAUUAGGUAGCAUUUAUAACUGCGAACUAGUUGAAAUACAGAGGUUCUGGCUAAUUAGAAAGGACUACAUAAACAGAAUUAAUUUAAGAGUAUGGAGCAAUAGCAUUGGAUUUUACAAAUGAAUUAAUCUUGUUAGAAAUUAAUACUUAAGAUUCUAGUUUUUACUUCAAAAAUAUGAAUGAAAUUGGAAAGACACUUACAGAUAUGGAUGACUUGGCAUUAGAUGCAAGCGAUUUAAAGUAUUAUAAUUUGAAUGCAGAUUAGAUUAUAGAAGAUUAUUGCCCAACAGGAGAAAUUAUAUGA